AUGCCUCGCGACCAACGGGAACACCCUUCUAGAAAGAUAUCCCCCCGACCCCCUCAUCACGUGGUGGAGGCGUUUCGCUUCGAGAAGAGAUCCAAGAAGAACAGCACGCAAACAGCAGUACCAGAGCCAAAGGCACCAACGAUCAUGGCAGCAGUCGAGGGAGAAAGCAUCGGCAUCGACCUGGGCACGACUUACUCUUGCGUAGGCGUGUGGCAGAACGACCGCGUGGAGAUCAUCGCCAACGACCAGGGCAACCGCACGACUCCGUCCUACGUGGCCUUCACCGAGACGGAGCGUUUGAUCGGCGAUGCCGCCAAGAACCAGGUGGCGAUGAACGCCACCAACACCGUCUUCGAUGCCAAGCGACUGAUCGGCCGCAAGUUCACCGACCCGGCCGUGGCCUCUGACAAGAAGCACUGGCCCUUCAGUGUGGUCGCGGGUACCGGUGGGAAGCCCACGAUCGAGGUAUCUUUCAAGGGAGACAAGAAGCAGUUCGCGCCUGAGGAGAUAUCUUCGAUGGUGCUGGUCAAGAUGAAGGAGAUCGCCGAGGCCUACCUCGGCAAGGAGGUGAAGAACGCGGUGAUCACCGUGCCCGCGUACUUCAACGACUCCCAGCGCCAGGCGACCAAGGACGCCGGAUCCAUCUCGGGCCUCAACGUGAUGCGCAUCAUCAACGAGCCGACCGCCGCGGCCAUCGCGUACGGCCUGGACAAGAAGGGCGAGGAGCGCAACGUGCUCAUCUUCGACCUGGGCGGGGGCACCUUCGACGUGAGCGUGCUUACCAUCGAGGAGGGCAUCUUCGAGGUGAAGGCAACGGCGGGCGACACCCACCUGGGCGGAGAGGACUUCGACAACCGGAUGGUGGACUACUUCCUGCAGGAGUUCAAGCGCAAGAACCGGAAGGACAUGAGCACCAACCAGCGCGCCCUCCGACGGCUCCGCACGGCGUGCGAGCGCGCGAAGCGGACCCUCUCGUCGUCCACCCAGGCGCACAUCGAGAUCGACUCCCUGUUCGAGGGCAUCGACUUCAACUCCACCAUCACUCGCGCCCGGUUCGAAGACAUGAACCAGGACUACUUCCAGAAGUGCUUGGCACCCGUUGAGAAGGUGGUGAAGGACGCCAAGAUGUCCAAGGGCCAGAUCCACGAGGUGGUGCUGGUGGGCGGUUCCACGCGUAUCCCCAAGGUGCAGCAGAUGCUUUCGGAGUUCUUCAACGGAAAGGAGCCGUGCAAGUCCAUCAACCCCGACGAGGCCGUCGCGUACGGCGCCACCGUCCAGGCCGCCAUCCUCUCCGGCAAGGACAAGUCGGAGAAGCUCGACUCGCUCCUGCUCCUCGACGUGACCCCGCUCGGGCAGGGGCUGGAGACGGCCGGCGGCGUCAUGGCGGUGCUCAUCAAGCGCAACACGACGGUGCCGGUGAAGAAGUCGCAGGUGUUCUCGACCUACGCGGACAACCAGCCGGGUGUGCUGAUCCAGGUUUUCGAGGGUGAGCGCAGCAUGACCCGCGACUGCAACCUCCUGGGCAAGUUCAGCCUGGACGGGAUCCCGCCCAUGCCCAGGGGCCAGCCGCAGAUCGAGGUGACGUUCGACAUCGACGCGAACGGCAUCCUGAACGUGCACGCCGUGGAGAAGUCCACUGGCAAGGAGAACAAGAUCACAAUCACCAACGACAAGGGCCGCCUCAGCGCCGACGAAAUCGAGCGCAUGGUGGAGGAGGCCGAGCGCUACAAGGCCGAGGACGACGUCCAGAAGAGCCGGGUGGAGGGCAAGAACUCGCUCGAGAACUACGCCUACUCGAUGCGCAACACCAUCAACGACGAGAAGGUUGCCUCGAAGCUGGACGCGGCCGACAAGACGACGGUCGAGGCCAAGAUCUCGGAGACGAUCGCGUGGCUCGACGGCAACCAGUCUGCCGAGAAGGAGGAGUACGAGGAGAAGCAGAAGGAGCUGGAGGCCGUUUGCAACCCCAUCAUCCAGAAGAUGGCCGGCGGGGCCGGCGGCAUGCCAGGCGGUAUGCCCGGCGGCAUGCCCGGAGGCAUGCCCGAUAUGGGCGGCGCCGGCUUCCCCGGGGGUGGAGGAGCGCCAGCCCCCGACGCGGACGCCGACGCCGGCCCCAAGAUCGAGGAGAUCGACUGA
Messenger RNA from Ectocarpus siliculosus, 2136 nucleotides. NCBI's taxonomy places the organism in Eukaryota, Phaeophyceae, Ectocarpales, Ectocarpaceae. The record is from the annotation of a GenBank genome assembly.